AUGAAUCAAGCUCCAGCAUCUUGUGUUCCUGUUCCAAAAAUGUCUAAAGCUAGAAAAAUCGUUGAAGAAGCUAAAGAAAGUAAAAAUCCUGAAUUAGAUUUAACGGACAAAGCUUUAACUUCUUUUUUAGAAUUACCCGGACUAUUUAACAUGAUAAACAUUACAAGAUUGACAUUGAGUCAUAACAAAAUAAAAGAGGUUCCACCUGGUUUGGCUAACCUGACAAAUUUGGAGAUAUUAAACCUUUGCAACAAUAUUAUUGAAGAGUUACCAACAUCCCUUUCUUCUAUGCCAAAACUCAGAAUAUUAAACUUAGCAUUGAGUAAAUUACCUAGAGGAUUUGGGGCUUUUCCAGUAUUGGAAGUUUUAGAUUUGACUUACAAUAACUUAAAAGAAGAUAGUUUUCUGGGAAAUUUUUUUAUGAUGGAAACAUUGAGAGCAUUAUAUUUGGGUGAUAACGAUUUGGAAACGUUUCCACCUCAACUAGUGCUGAGAGAAAAUGAUUUGAUAGAAAUUCCAAAAGAAAUAGGAGAGUUAACUCGUCUUAGAGAAUUGCACAUUCAGGGAAAUCGUUUGACAUUAUUACCUCCAGAAAUUGGAAAUUUGGAUUUAUUAAGCAAUAAAUCAGUGUUUAGAUUGGAAAAUAAUCCGUGGGUUACGCCUAUAGCCGAUCAAUUGCAAGUGGGAAUCCCUCACGUUUUAGAAUACAUUAAAACGGAAACCUACAGAUAUUUAUAUAACCGUCAAAGUGCAGCCAAACCACCUCCCCCACCUGUUUAUCAAGACAAAAGUAAAAAAAUUUCAAGACAACGGUAG
Messenger RNA from Pediculus humanus corporis (human body louse), 816 nucleotides. Its product is annotated as Ras suppressor protein, putative. Bases 1 to 816 code for a protein of 271 amino acids. The transcript has 7 exons. Lineage: Eukaryota; Metazoa; Arthropoda; Insecta; Psocodea; Pediculidae. The record is from RefSeq and is a predicted model, not a curated record. Gene Ontology annotation, molecular function: protein binding.